AUGGACAUGUUGAUUGGGAUUUUAGUAUCCCUAACAGCAGCUACUGCAUCACCCAAAGACGAUAAGUCAAAAAAAGUAACAGAAAGGGGGGAUACACCUAAUGGAACAGCUCGGGAGUAUGAAAGCAGUGCUGCAACAGAACGAACGACCUCCACAUUGCAAGGCCGUAGUGCCAAGUCGAUGAAAUCUAAUACAGCCGGAGAUAACCGUGGCAAACGCAAUCUUUACGAUUUCGGCAACAAUUAUUUGUACUCACAAGUAGCAGCUCGACGAGCUGGUUACAGUCCAGAUCCUAGAACGGCGUACAACACUCAACAGGCGCUCUUCAACGGAAAUGGAAUUGGCCAAUAUCCGGGUAACUAUGGUCCCUAUCCCCAAUACAUAGAAGCUCCUGAACCCAUUAUUGAAAUCAUUAUUAAGGAUGCUAAUGAAACCUUGCCUAGCGCACAGCCCACUGUUGUCAAGACGAAAAAGAAGAAGGAGAAGGUGCAUGUCUUCUAUGUCAACUACAAAAAGGAUGAGAACAACAAAUUACAUCUGGAAAGUCCCAUUGCUUCUCUGAACAAUGAUGAAACUGAGGAAGAGGAAGAAGAAGAAGUCAUUGAAUAUCCCGUGACCCCAUCUCCCCCCGUCAAAUCAACGACGUUGAGAGCAAUUAUUCACCCUGACUCUGAGAAAUAUCACGCAGACAGUGGUAUUCAUGUCACAUUUGGAGCCGAAACCAAAGCGCACACUGGUCAUGACGAGCACGACGCUGAAAGUGUGCAAAGGCAGGUGGUUGCUGUUCCAGUCCCAAGCGCUCAAGCAUCACUGAAAACACACUACAUUGGCAAUGCAAGGCAAGACUUCCAAGGACAAGCGCGCUCGCCUUUUUCGAGCAGCUUAUUCCAAACUUCACCUACGUUGCAAUACCAAGGGCAAGCGCAACAACAAUUACCGAAUCAACAUGUCACUAGCCUGUUUAGGUCCGUGCAACAACAACAUCAGCAAACUUCGCAGUACUCACAGCAACCAAAUUAUCCAUCGAAAACCCAGUCACAAGUGAAGUCCCCUUUUAGUGCCCAAAGACCGCCUCAGGGCCAAUAUAAUCAGCAGCACCAACAAAAAGGACAGCCGCAACAACAACAGCAAAACUUUCGGAAGCCUUUGAAUCAAAUACAACAACAGAUUAAUCAACAACUACAACAACAGUCCCAAUAUUACGUCAGCCACAACCAAUUGUAUCAAACACAACAGCAACCUCAGCAGAACACUCAAAGUAACCAAUACUACAACAACUUGCCCCAAAAACCAACGCCUGUCCCAAAACAACCCAUAGUAUUCCCCACAGCUCCAUCGAAGAGUCAGGAAUUGCCUAUUCGACAAACUCCUCAGCCGUAUCAACCGAUCAAAUUCCGCCCAACUCCAGCUUCAAUCAGUGCCCAGAACAAGCCAACUCCAAUUGCAGUCAAACUAGAAAAUUCCCAUUACAAUUCGAAGCCCUACCAAUUUCAGAGGCAACCUCAGUUCAUUCAACAGCCCACCUUUACGGUGCAGUCUCCCACGAUUUCACCGCCUCAAUAUUACAAACAACAACAGCAAAGCUUUAACCAAUCCCAUAGCUCCUCCGGUGGAUCAUCUCCCAAUUUGAGCUGGUUGAAUAUCAAACCUUCCAAAGAAACCGAGCUAUUCAAAUCCAUACCCAAAUUUGAGCAACACAUUACCGAGACCAUACAGAACAACUACCAACCGAGUUCUUAUCAAACACAGAAUCAAGUCAUCCACGACAUUCCAGCGCCCAAUUUGGGACCUCAACAACAGCAGCAAUAUGUCAAUACCAACAGCUAUAACAAUCAAUAUCAACCACAGAGUCCGCCUCAGUCGCAAACUCCAGUUCAGUCUCAGUUCACCAAUUUUGUGACAUCAUCAAGCAACUCUUUAAACCAACACCAGGCGAUCACCACACCAUCUCCCCAGUUCGUUGAAUCGACCAAUGGUCAAAAAAUAAUGGUAGUUACACCCAUGCCUCCAAAUGUUUACCAACAGUACCAAGCUGCCCACUACCCUAGCCCUCAGGACAACCAAGCGCAGAUCAUCACAAGCAUUCAUCAAUCCCAAGAUCAAUACAACGAUUAUUUCCAACAACCGAGACAGGGGUCGGGUUCGACUCAAUCUGAAAGCAUUAAGGAUGGGGCCAACUCGGCGAACUCCCAAUUCAGUGUAUCCACAUAUCAUUCUGACGUUUUCAAGGAACUGGAACAACGAAAGCCCAACGAGAGUCACCAAUCGGAAAGUGCCUACAUUCCUUCCAAUGAAGCAAACAAACAAAAAACCGAACCCACGUCAACAACUACAACCCCGAAUCCCAAGGUGUUACAGCAACUUCCCGAUGAGGUGCCUGACGACUUGAGGCAGCAACUGAUUUCCUCAGGCAUAUUGAGCAAUGCCGACAUUUCAAUUUUAGAUUACGACAAAGAAGGAGAUAUUGCAUUGGAAAACUUGCCUGCUGAACAUUUGCAGCACUUCUACGGAGCUGGUGGUGGGGCGCAGAUUUCCGAAUCGAAGAAGGUUCUGUCCGUGUUGAAACCUAAUGGCGACAAGGUAUCUCUCGACGCUAAGGAAAUAGAACGAGUAAAAGAGUCAAGCACAUUGCCACACAAUAAACAAGUGGAUGCCAAAAUUGUUCGGUUUGAAGGAACUGAGUCCGAAACUGUGGAAGCCUCCGGUUCGGCUGAACGUCAAUACAACCGAUAUUUGCCCUUGAAAAUUAAUGCUGCCAACUUCCCCAAGCCAGACGUCGAAGACCUCAAGUCGAAAACCUUGCACAGUGUGGUAGUCUUAGCCCCUGUAGAUGGUUCCCUAGUUGAAGACACCAAAGAAGUGAAAUUUCUCGGCGGAGAUUUAAUAAAAACCUUGGUGAAGAAACCAACGAAAGAAAACUUUAAAAGAUGGCUCGAAAAGGAAUCCCGCACAGACGUCGAACAACAGUCUGUGGUGUUGCUUGUGGCCGAACCUUCCAGCACAUCGACGGAACAAGAAAUCUUUAUGUACGACAUAAGCACGGGUGAAGUGAAUAGAUUGAAUGGUGAACUAUCCAGUAAAUUUGUCAAUGUUGCCGAAGAAAAUGCCAGUGCCGAAGACUUGGAACGAGGCUCCACCUUGGAUCCCAACUUUCUCGACGCGAUGAUGCAAAGGACCACAAGCUAAUCUAUUUGGACUGUUCACAGAACCGAAUCAGA
Messenger RNA from Musca vetustissima, 3218 nucleotides. RefSeq lists its product as uncharacterized. The record is from RefSeq and is a predicted model, not a curated record. The transcript is spliced from 5 exons. Lineage: Eukaryota; Metazoa; Arthropoda; Insecta; Diptera; Muscidae. Bases 1 to 3186 code for a protein of 1061 amino acids.